AUGUCGUCAGCUACUACCAUGCAGGCCCUGAAUUAUCUCGGACCGUACAAGGUUCGAGUGGAGGAGGUUGAGAAGCCGAAGAUAGAGCAUCCAGAUGACAUUAUUGUCAAAGUCACCACUGCUGCGAUCUGUGGCUCAGACCUGCACAUGUACGAGGGAAGAACCGCUGCAGAGCCAGGAAUUACUUUUGGCCACGAGAACAUGGGUAUUGUCGAGAAGCUAGGCGAGGGUGUCACAUUGUUGAAAAAGGGGGAUCGCGUUGUCAUGCCAUUCAAUGUCGCAGACGGUCGAUGCCGGAACUGUGAGGAAGGGAAGACUGCUUUCUGUACAGGUGUCAACCCAGGGUUCGCAGGUGGCGCCUAUGGUUACGUGGCUAUGGGACCUUAUCGAGGAGGCCAAGCACAAUAUAUUCGCAUUCCCUAUGCAGACUUCAAUGCUUUGAAACUGCCACCUGGAAAGGAGCACGAAUCUGACUUUAUUCUUCUGGCCGACGUUUUCCCGACCGGCUGGCACGGCGUCGAAAUCUCUGGCUUCCAGUCAGGUGAAAGCAUUGCAGUUUUCGGAGCAGGCCCAGUUGGGCUCAUGGCUGCCUAUUCAGCAGUGCUGCGAGGCGGGUCCAAUAUCUAUGUGGUGGAUCGCGUCCCCGAGCGGCUGAAGGCUGCUGAAAAGAUUGGCUGCAUUCCGAUCGAUUUUACCAAGGGCGACGCCGUCGACCAAAUCAUUGCUCACAAUGGAGACAUGGUUGACCGUUCUGUGGAUGCCGUUGGAUACCAAGCUGUCAACCCCAACGGAUCUUCGGAGAAGCCCAAUAUUGUCCUUGAGAACAUGAUCCGCGUUACUCGGGCCUGCGGUGGAUUGGGUAUUGCUGGUCUCUAUGUGCCUAGUGACCCCGGCGCGUCCGAUGCCGCAUCUGCAAACGGCAUGAUCAGCUUGAGCUUCGGAAAGCUCUUCGAAAAGGGCCUCUCUAUCGGUACCGGCCAGUGCAAUGUGAAGGCAUACAACAGAUACCUACGUGACAUGAUCAUUGCCGGAAAGGCCAAGCCUAGCUUCGUCAUUUCGCACGAAAUUGGACUUGCUGAUGCGGAAGAUGCGUAUGAUAAGUUCGAUAAAAGGGAAAAUGGCUGGACCAAAGUUAUCAUUCACCCUAAUGGAGGGUUCUGA
This is a messenger RNA of Penicillium cataractarum, 1161 nucleotides long. RefSeq names its product glutathione-independent formaldehyde dehydrogenase. Gene Ontology annotation, molecular function: zinc ion binding; oxidoreductase activity. The transcript is spliced from 10 exons. The record is from RefSeq and is a predicted model, not a curated record. Bases 1 to 1161 code for a protein of 386 amino acids. Lineage: Eukaryota; Fungi; Ascomycota; Eurotiomycetes; Eurotiales; Aspergillaceae.